UAGAGCGACUCCAACAUUUAGAAAACCCUCCAAAAAUCUUUAAAACCCAUUUUCUUAUUAUCAUCUGUCUUUCAAAGAAAUCAACUCAAACAGACUUUUUCUGCAAUGAAUCCUCUCAAUUCCACUGAUUUGAAUGCUCUUGUCUUUCAUUAUCUCAAUGAAUCAGGUUUAAAGAUCUUAAAGAACUGCUAUACAUAUUGAGUAGUUCGUCGCUUGAUUCCUGACAAUGAACUGCAAGUUUUGGAAAUGAUAGGUUGCUAGGGUUAAAACUGAAAUUUAGCUGUUGAAAUCUCGAAUCUGGACAUACAAAUUCGAAGAAAUUUUGACUUUUCCCCACACUUUUAACUAAUUUCGCUGCUUUAAUUUCAAAGAUCUCAAAGAACUGCUAAAGGUUUCACAGAGGCAGCAUUUUCUUUCGAAGAUGAAGCAGGGUUGAAGAAGAGUCCCAUUGACGGGAAUAAAAUUCCACCAGGUUCACUUGCCAAAUUUGUCCAUAAAAGUGAAUGAAACUGAGGAGUGUGAUUCAAGUGUUAAUGACGAUUUAUCGUUUGUGCAACCUCUUGAUCUGAUAACAAUGGAGUUGGUCGAACUGCUGCGAACUAUAAAAGAGAAGAAAGCCGAAAUUCAGAGACAGAGGGAGAAAGAUGGAGGGAAAUCUAUGGGAUUUGGUCGAGCGCAACAACUGAAACGCCAACGAGGAAACGAGAAGGUAAAGCAAGGAAAUGAUGGAAGGCCUGAAAAGGAUAAGGAGAGGAAACCUAAGAAAAGGGAGCUAGUAAAGUAGAAAGACCAAGAAGCUAGUAAAGCGGCAUUAUCCAUGCAUGUACCAUGUUUACCUAGUAAGAUUCCCAGUUCUGAUGUAACUAUAUUCGAAGGACAUACUUCCGAGGUUCUUGCUUGUGCAUGGGAUCCAGUUGGUUCACUUCUCGCAUCAGUGUCGAAAGAUACAACAGCUAGGAUUUGGGAAAUUUUGGAUGGUCCUUGUGGCUCUAAGAUGCAGAAUGGGCGUCAAAAUGAAAUAGUGUUGGAACACUGUAAGGGUGACCUGAGUAAGACCAAAAAGGGUGUUACAGCGCUUGACUGGAAUUCAGAGGGGACAUUACUUGCGUCAGCUUCAUCAGAUGCAAACACAAGGAUAUGGAGUAGAAACGGGGAGCUACGAGGCACCUCGACCAAACAUAAAGGUCCAGUCAACUGUUUAAAAUGGAACAAAGAGGGUAAUCGUCUUCUUACUGGAAGUUCCGAUGAAGCUAUUGUGUGGCAGUGGCAAAUGAGUACCUUGAGACGGGCUCAAAACUUUGAAUUUCAUACUGGUCGAGUCAUGCAUGUUGAUUGGCGGGAUUGCGAUACAUUUGCAACAGGCUCAGAAGAUGCCAAGAUCAGCGUUUGUAAGGUUGGAGAGGAUCGUCCUAUUAGAACCUUUUUGGGUCAUAAGAAAGGGGUCAAUUCUAUAAAAUGGGAUGAAUCUGGUUCUCUGUUGGCUUCUUGCUCCGGUGAUGGCACGGUAAAGAUAUGGAGUAUAAAUCAAGACCAGUACAUCCAUGAUUUAAAGGAGCACACCGAGGAGGUAUAUUCUGUUGAAUGGAGACCUACUGGUCCUGGAACAAGCAACCUUAACCAGUCUCCCAUACUGGCAAAGUGCAUCGUUUGACUCAACCAUAAAACUAUGGGAUGUAGAAUCUGGAAGCCUUCUCAGAAGCUUAGAUGAUCACAGGGAUCAUGUUUACUGUAUCUCAUUCAGCCCAAAUGGAGAAUAUUUGGCCAGCGGAUCUUUGGGUAGCUCCGUAUACAUCUGGUCGGUGAAGGAAGGGAGGAUUGUGAAAACAUAUGAAGGGAGCUGUUGCAUACUCGAAGUCUCCUGGAACAAGGAAGGUACCAAGAUUGCUACAUUUUUUGAGAACAGCGUGUGCGUCAUGGAUGUGAGAAUGUAGCAAGAUACUUGGCUGCUUUGAAAAGUCUAAACAACUAAAGAAUCAGUGCUUCCUUUCAAAAAGGAAGCAAAAUAGACAAAAUGUAAAAAGAAACAAUCAAAAAGUAAAAAGAAAAAUAGAAAUAACUUUUAGAGCUUGUAAAAAGAAACAAUCAAAAAGUUCAAAUACCAACAUUACAAUUUGCAGCGAGACACUCCACAAAGAUUUAUUUUAAAAUGAA
Molecule: messenger RNA, 2151 nt
Organism: Papaver somniferum (opium poppy)
Lineage: Eukaryota; Viridiplantae; Streptophyta; Magnoliopsida; Ranunculales; Papaveraceae
Product: WD40 repeat-containing protein HOS15-like
Exons: 14
Coding region: 818-1651 (277 amino acids)
Biological process (GO): regulation of transcription by RNA polymerase II
Cellular component (GO): histone deacetylase complex
Molecular function (GO): transcription corepressor activity; protein binding
Source: RefSeq, a predicted model, not a curated record